This is a messenger RNA of Hansenula ciferrii, 1794 nucleotides long. It is a transcript of the gene MDM31, whose product is annotated as Mdm31p. Gene Ontology annotation, biological process: mitochondrion inheritance. The record is from RefSeq and is a predicted model, not a curated record. Gene Ontology annotation, cellular component: mitochondrial inner membrane. The transcript has a single exon. The coding region runs from base 1 to 1794 and encodes 597 amino acids. Lineage: Eukaryota; Fungi; Ascomycota; Saccharomycetes; Phaffomycetales; Wickerhamomycetaceae.
AUGUUUGCUUUUAGGAGCAUACGAUCUCAAGGGAUAAAAUUUCCUCCUAUAUGGAAACGAAAGUUUAGUUCGCCUUUGAAUCAAGCUCAAAUUUCAAGAAUUUGUUUAAAUCAAUCGUUAUAUUAUAAAACAAGAAAUUAUACAACACAUCAUAAAAAACCAAUCAAAGAUAGCAUAGAUACUAUAGAGCCAAACACAAAGUCAAAAGAGUUAUUGGAAUCAAAUCAAAUAAGGUCUACCCCACCAGCAAUAAGUACACCCAAAUCUAGGAAAGAUGAAUUAUUAGCUAAAACAAAUAAUUUUAGUCAAAGAUUAUAUAUAAGGUUAAAAUGGAUCUUAAAAAGAAGUAUGAGACCUUUUAAUGUUGAUGAUUUUAGUGCGUUCUUUUCAUGGUUAGUUAUGGGGAAUCUAAUUUUAAUUUUAUUAGGUACUACAACUUUUGCAUCUUUAAUUAUUUAUUUAAUGAAUACUGUAUUUGCUCAAGAAUUAGUUGCUCAAACAUUGGGGAAUUUCAUUACAAAAAACACUGGAAUGACUGUUAUUUUUGAAAGUGCUAUUGUACCAGGUUGGAGAGAUGGUAAAAUUUCAUUUAAUAAAUGUUUUGUCUCUAAAAGACCUAAAAAUGGGAAUAAAAAUAAAUUUGAAAAAGGUUCACAAGCUGAUGCUAUUGCAAAAGCUGCCUCAAAAAAUGAGGUAGAAGAUCAAGAACCUAUAGAUGAUGGUAACUAUACUCAAUUUGAUUUGACAAUUGAUCAAGUUAAUAUUUCAUUAUCUGUUAGUAAAUUUGUUAAUGGGAGAGGGAUAUUAGAUGAAGUUGAAGUUAAUGGAAUGAGAGGUAUAGUUGAUCGUACACAUGUUCAUUGGGAUCCUGAUGAUGAUGCAAGAAAUUAUAAAAAUAUUCAUAAACCUGGUGAUUUUGAAAUUGAUAAUUUUAAAAUGAAUGAUGUAUUAUUUACAUUAGCUCAACCAAAUGGAUUUAGACCUUUUAAUGUUAGUAUUUAUAAUUGUGAUUUACCUGUACUAAGGAAAAAUUGGUUAUUUUAUGAUUUUUUAAAUGCAAAUAAUAUAUCUGGUGCUUAUGAUGAUUCAUUAUUUACAAUUCAUAAACGUCAAAGAAUUAAUGAUUUUAAUAAUUUGGAAAAGGGCCCAGAUUCAAACGAUCUUGGUUGGAAAAGAGUUACAAGAUGUAGAGUUGAUGCCUUAAAUGUUGAUCAUUUAAAUACAGGUCUUGAAGGACCAUUUGGUUGGAUUACAAGUGGUGACGUUGAUAUGAUUGGUGAUAUUAUGGUCCCUGAAGAUCAACAAGUUAAUAUGACAGAAAUUGUCUCUACAAUUGCAGAUAGUUUUGCUAGAGAGGCAAGAAGAGCUAAGAUACUCAAACCUAAAAAGAAUGAAGAUGAUCAUGAAGAUGAUGAUUCAAAUGAUUUUUCAAAAUAUUUUAUAAUGGAUUUACAAAUUAAAUUAAAUAAUGUUAAAGCUGCAGUACCAAUCUUCACAAAUGAUUUAUCAUAUGUUAAUAAUGCAUUGAUUAGACCUAUUGUUGGAUAUAUAAAUUCAAGAAAGACUUAUAUUCCAAUAAAUUGUCGAAUUGUUAAGAAAUUAAAAGAUUUUGAUGGAAGUUGGACCGUAUAUGAUUCUUUAUUAAUGGAUGAUAUGAGUAUAGAAGUUUAUGAUGCAUUUGCAAACUAUGUGGCAAAUGAAGAAGUUAGAACUUUAAGAAUGAAAAGAGUUGGUUUUUGGACAUUACAAGUUAUUUUCCAAGCUUUAUUAAUGAGUUUAGGUGCUAUAGCUUGA